UUUUAUCAGGUGUCAGAUACAUAAGUACACAGUGAUAUUGCAGAAAUACAUGUAAAAACACAUGGUCUAGACAUUUUAUAAUGGCUCCUUUUAAACUAUAUGGGGACUAUAAGUCCCAGCCAGUUAGGGCAGUAGCAUUAAUGCUGAGGACAAACAACAUUGACUUUGACUUUGUAUCCUGCCCUUUGGAACCAAAGGCUGGCCGUAGAAUUGGGACAGAAGAAUAUGCGACAAAUGUUAACCCAUUUAAAAGAGUCCCGACACUUGUUGUAGAAGGAGUAGCACAUAUCUGUGAGAGCUCUGCAGCCCUGCAGUACCUAGCUGAGCUGGAAGGGGUAUCUCCUCACUGGUACCCAAGGAGUGGGAAGGAGAGGAUCCUUGUGAACACAUACCUGGCCUGGCAUGGUCCUGAUGUGAGAAAAUAUGCAUCAGGAUACUUUGUCUCCACAUUCUAUGGGCCUUUGUUCCUUGACAGACAUUUCACAGAUACACAGGUGAAAGAAUUUAGAGAUGGAUUUGAGGCUCUCCUGGACAAACUUGAAAAAAUCUGGCUGAAGGAAACCCCAUAUCUUGCUGGGAAUGACAUCACAAUAGCUGACUUACAACUAAUCACAGAACUCACACAGGUUGAGUCAACUGGCUAUGAUAUGGUGAAAGGUAGGCCCAAGUUGGAGGCUUGGAUGCAGCUAGUUAAGGACAUACUACAGCCACAUUAUGAUGCAAUCAGUGAGGAGCCUUUGACUGGAUUUGCAGACCAAUAUAAGGAAUACAAAGCAUCAAAAUAACAUUUAUGUGACUUAUGUAUUCCAAAGACAGUUUUAAAUACUACCAUUUCAUUAUGCCAGGCUUAAUUUCCAUUAAAAGCCAAACAUUGCAAAAUAUGCUGCCUGAUCCUAUAAUACCCAAAUUGGUGACUGACAACCUCUUUUGUAUAUAGGAAAUUGUAAUUGA
Owenia fusiformis is the source of this 951-nucleotide messenger RNA. Lineage: Eukaryota; Metazoa; Annelida; Polychaeta; Sabellida; Oweniidae. The record is from the annotation of a GenBank genome assembly.